Chanos chanos (milkfish) is the source of this 2776-nucleotide messenger RNA. It is a transcript of the gene mmp11a, whose product is annotated as matrix metallopeptidase 11a. The coding region runs from base 138 to 1598 and encodes 486 amino acids. Gene Ontology annotation, biological process: proteolysis; extracellular matrix organization; collagen catabolic process. NCBI's taxonomy places the organism in Eukaryota, Metazoa, Chordata, Actinopteri, Gonorynchiformes, Chanidae. The transcript is spliced from 8 exons. Gene Ontology annotation, molecular function: zinc ion binding; metalloendopeptidase activity. Gene Ontology annotation, cellular component: extracellular matrix. The record is from RefSeq and is a predicted model, not a curated record.
CAUAUAAAAACGCAUCCUGAUUUUCCUCACCACUCACUUGCUCCGCUCAACGCCGCUCGUGCCGCAAGCAUACAGCUCUUCUUUACGGCUGCUUUUCGCGCGAACGAGCUGCUGGGUCAGCUCGUGAGAAGAAAAAGAUGCAGGUCUUUGGGCUUCUGGCAAGCGCUUUCGCCUUGUAUUUCUCGCUUAGUGUACACUGUCUGCCACUGCAUGAACAAAAAGGGGUGAACAAGCGCAAGGUUUCCAGGGAUUGGCUGCAGGGUUCUCAUCGCUCUGAUGUGAAGAGAGGGGCCAGGGGGGCCCACCCACAGGAGACGCUCAAAGAUACAACAUGGGCCAAGAGACGGGCGUCAGAGCCCACCCAGGCUCAGCACUCCUCAGGAGACUCUAAUCGACCCCGCUGUGGUGUUCCUGACUAUCCCACCCAGAGGGAGGUUCAUCUUGGCACAAGGCAUCGGCCCAAACGCUUUGUCAUUUUUGGUGGGCGCUGGGAGAAGACCGACCUCACGUAUAAGAUAAUGCGUUUCCCGUGGCAGAUGAGUGAGGACAAGGUACGGAGGGUUCUGCAGGAAGCCCUGAGAGUUUGGACCGAGGUGACGCCGCUCACCUUUACCGAAGUCAGAGAGGGAGACGCGGACAUCAUCAUCGACUUCAACAGGUACUGGCAUGGAGAUAACUUGCCUUUUGACGGCCCUGGGGGAAUUCUGGCCCAUGCGUUUUUUCCCAGGACGCACCGGGAGGGGGACAUCCAUUUCGACUAUGACGAGUCCUGGACCGUAGGGAACGAUUUCGGUACAGAUCUGCUGCAGGUUGCAGCCCAUGAGUUCGGUCACGUGCUGGGUUUGCAGCAUUCCCUGGAACCUGGAGCCAUCAUGUCCCCUUUCUACAGUUUCUCCUAUCCGCUCCAGCUCAGCGAGGACGACAAACAGGGCAUCCAAUAUCUGUACGGCCCUCGGCCCGAGCCCCCAGCCCCAAGCAUGACAGAAACCAAUGAGAUUAUCAUCAGCGCGCCGGAUGCUUGUCACACGAACUUUGACGCGGUGUCCAUGAUCCGGGGGGAGCUGUUCUUUUUCAAGGCCAGCUACGCCUGGCGUAUUCGGGACGGCCGGCUACAGGAAGGUUACCCCGCCCUGGCCUCCCGCCAUUGGAGCGGGAUUCCUGAGAAAAUUGAUGCCGCCUAUGAAGACAAAACUGGCAAUAUCUGGUUCUUUGAAGGAAAUAACUACUGGGUGUUUGAUGCUGAGAAGCAGAUCACAGGACCUGACACACUGCAGAACCUGGGUCUCCCCGUCGGCAGUAUCCAGGCGGCCCUGCGCUGGAGGGAGAGGAAUGGCCACCAGACUUACUUCUUCAAGUCAGGGGCCUACUGGCGCUUUGAUCCCCUCCAGAACCGCGUGGACACGGGCCACCCCCACAGCAUGCAGCAGGACUGGUGGGGCAUUCCCGACGAAGUCGACGCAGCGUUCCAGGAUACCCAGGGCUUUGCCCAUUUCAUCAGCGGCAGACAGUACUGGAAGGUUGACCCAGUUGAGCGCAAAGUCCUGGCGGGUUACCCUCGUUACGUUGGCAUGGACUUUUUUGGAUGUGGCAUGCCAUAGGCCUCUUUUUUUUUUCCUUUCAGUCUUUUCUUUUUUUUUUUUAUGGACACAGCUUCUCAUGUUGUUGUCUUGGUGAAGUAAAGAUAAUUUGGGCCAUGUUCUGAAAACAGAUCUAACGCUUUACUCCAGCGGGCGGGGUCAAUUCACCUCAUUUCGUAAACACAGUAGCCUCCUCAAAAGCUGAAUGGAUUUUGGAGUCUGGAGAUCAAAAUCAAAAAACUAGUUUCAUGUCAUGUGUGACGCUUUAAAUGACAUCCCUUAUUCCAUGAUUCUUUCUCUUUUGUUUGUUUGUUUGUUUGUUUUGUUCUGUUUUUACUUCUGUAAACUCUGAACAGUUAAAAAUCACAAUCUUAUUUAUUCUCAGGUACAUAAUGCACAUUUGACCAUAUCUAUUCAUGUGCAGCUAUGCUUGUAUUUAUUGUUUUAUAGACCAAUGGUUGUACUGUAGCGUUUGGGACUACAUGAGAUCCAAUCAAAUGGCUGUAUAGUUGAAAAGAGCUCUUGGAUGUCUCCUACAGUGAGAAUUUCCCCUGAAUAUUCACACAGGUGUCUCAUGCAGUUACAAUCAACACACUCCUUAAAUGUUGUAGCAUACAGGAGACAACAAGUGCUUCUCCUUAUCACGGUGCUAAAUACUUUGUCAAUAAUCAGGGACCGAUUAAUUACCUGCAGUAAACAAUACAACUCUCGGCCGAGUAUCCCCUAGACGGGUGUGCUGUACCAGAAAUGUAUUAACAGAAGAUUCUUUUGUGAUUGUGCGUUGCUUAUUGCAAAAUGACCGUUGUAGUUACUCACUUCCCGAGAUUUGUAUUUAUUCGUUUUUCUUUUAGUCUUAAUGCUCGGAAGAGUUCAUUCCUAACAAUGAUCUUCCCCGUCCUUAAGAUGCUCCUCGUGAUUUUAACGCGUAAGCACUAAUCAAAGAAUGGGCAGUUCUCUUUGAUGUGGACCCGUGACUGUAUUGUAAAACAAGAGUGUCUCUUGACAAACUGGCGUUUUCAGUGCAGGACACUGAUGUUAUUUUUGUUGCAUGUUUUCUGCCCUGUUUGCCUCAGUAUUCAUAUGUAAUUUGGUUAGGGAUACAUUUUCUGUUUUUUAACCCUUGUAAAUAGCAAUCCAACUAAUACCUGCCUCUGUUUCUAUUACCAUACUCUUUUGUUAUAAUCUCAUUAAACCAUGUA